This is a messenger RNA of Schistocerca piceifrons (Central American locust), 2320 nucleotides long. RefSeq lists its product as uncharacterized. The coding region runs from base 1 to 1200 and encodes 399 amino acids. The transcript has 5 exons. The record is from RefSeq and is a predicted model, not a curated record. Lineage: Eukaryota; Metazoa; Arthropoda; Insecta; Orthoptera; Acrididae.
AUGAGCCCGCGCGAGGUGGCGCGUGCCGAGUUCUACGGCACGUACGACCCGAUGACGGGCAUCCGUAUCGCGGGCACGCUGGGCGGCUUCUUCAGCCUGAUGGUGCUGCUGGUGGUGUACAAGAGCCGGUGCAAGGCAGCCACGGUCUCCGAGCUGAUAGUCCAUGCUUCGUCGGGCAGCACGCGCCGUUCGUCGCGGGGCACGGGGACGCCGCGCCACCUGUCGAGCGCGGCCUCCUCGCGCCUCGGCCUGGGCCUCAACCCCGGAGAGGCGUCCGGCGGCAGCCGGCACUGCGGCCUGCAGAUGGCCGCGGCCCCGAUGGGGGUGGUGGGGGCGGACGCGGUGGCGGAGGGCGCGCCCGCCGCGGCCGGCCUGCAGCUGCUGUCGGUGCCGGGCUGGUCGCGCCGCCUCAGCUCCGUCACGUGCUCCUCGUCAGACACGUCCUACCUGGAGCGGCGAGGCUCCGCCGUCGAGUGCGGGCUGCCCGCGCCGCCCCCGGGCGCCUUCCGCCGCCUGCGGCCGCCGCUGCUGCCGCGCUGCGACGACGUGCGCGACUGGGACUUCUACUACCCCAUCGACAUACAGGUGAUCCAGCCGACGCCGGACGCGUCGCCGUGCGGCAGCGAGCGCACGCUGUACGCGGCGGUGCUGCCGCAGGCGCAGCUGCUGCCCGGCGCCGCCAGCGCGCGGCCGUCGCUGAGCAGACCCGCCUCCCCCGCCGCCUCCGCGUCGCUGUCGCCGCCGGCGCCGCCCCCGAGGCUCGCGCCGCUCGCCUCCAUCAGCUCCUGCGCAGCUUCGCUGCGCACCGACGACUGCGCCUCCGUCGGCUCCGACUCUGUCUUCCUCGACGACGAUGACGUGCUGGACACCGAGGACGAGGUGGAAGGGUUCUCGACAGACAGCGAUGAAGGUGAUGGUAGCAACCGUGUACGUCACUUCCUGCAAGUGCCACCUACUGUGCGGACGUUCACCCCUACGAAACGCUGGAGUGACGGAGCUGCUUCUUACUACCGGCCACGGAGGUUGCUGCCACGCCAGGCAGCUAUAACCUCACAGCUGUCUGUAUCGACGGAAGACACAGCAGCAGCUGCAGAAGUGGAGCGAGUUGCUCGGCGACCGCCCUGUCCAUUGCCACCGGAUGCCCGUCAUUCCUCAAGCAGCUCUAGUGGGAGCCCCACACUCAAAGAGACACGCUUCUAAACAUCCACUGCAAACUUUGUGGUUAACAAAUGCCCAUGAUAGCGGUGAAGACAGCAACAUGUUCCUCACUGAGUAAAAUUACAGAGCCACUAUGCAGGACCUGUCAGAUUUUUGAAAACAUUCAGCUGCAACAGGCUAAAGUGUGUGCUUCAAAAGGACUAAGACUGGUAAUGAAUGUAAAUGAAGGGAGCCCAAGUGGAACAAAUUUAAACUCUGCCGUAUCUCAGGAGCCCACAUACAACAAGAAUGGACAGACAGACAUAGAUGUAUUAAUAUUAGCUGGGUAAAACCAAUCAGUUAAUUCUGUACUGGCAACAGCACAUUACAAAUAAAACUGUUGAGCAUGGUACUCAGCAGUUUCUCCAAACAUAUGAGUUUUUUUCUCAUCAAUAGUAUGGAAUUCAAUAAAGUUAUGGAGCUACUACAAGGUGUCCACAAAUCAGAGUAGCAAAACAAUAUUGCUGUCCAAUUUCUGUACGUGACUGAUGUAGUGAACAUAUGUUAGGCCUUUCAGUCUUUGUUUAGUGCCCUAGGAGUUAAAUAAAUAUUGAAAACUGUUAGAACGACGGGUGUAACAUACCAAAUUAACAUGGUACAAUCUCAUUGGUGACUUAUGUCAAAUUGGCGUGGAAAUGGAAGAUGUGCAAUGAUUUCUAAAGAACUAAAUAACUGCAGUGAGAUAGCAAUUGUUAAUGUCCAAAAGACCCUAAUACUCAGGUGAGACCAGUACGAGUUUUGUGUAUUACAGCCAGUUGAUAGGUUGUUGACCCACUCUUAGUAUUGUCGGAUGCCUAAUGGUAAUCAUGUAUGGAAACCAGAAAAUGUUGGUAUACCUCCUUUGAAACAUCAGGACUUCAGGACUCCUGCAUGUGGCAACUCUGUACGGGGGCUGAAUGCUGUAUUGUGUCCGAUUAUCCACAUCAGUGCAUAUAUGCUAUGAUGGUUGUCAGACACUGUUUUCUAACAUUAUGAAUUUCUCUGGGCAAUUGUAGUUCCAUACAUCUCCCAUUUCUUAACUUUUCAAAUACGCGACAUAGAUAGACCUAAGAAAAAUUGCAGUCUGUGUAUAGAGUGUAUGCACAUUUUUCUAUGCUUUUAUGUGUAAGUUAGUGUGUGAGUG